Molecule: messenger RNA, 1233 nt
Organism: Armigeres subalbatus
Lineage: Eukaryota; Metazoa; Arthropoda; Insecta; Diptera; Culicidae
Product: transport and Golgi organization protein 2-like
Exons: 3
Coding region: 226-1074 (282 amino acids)
Biological process (GO): Golgi organization; protein secretion
Cellular component (GO): Golgi apparatus
Source: RefSeq, a predicted model, not a curated record
GGCUGUUUGCCCGGUUUAGCUCUCCUUACAUUCGCAGCGCAGUAAGUUUCAUUUCCCUGCGGGCUGAUGGUGUAGAAGUGUGUUUUUGUUGUCAUCAAAUUAGUGCAGUGUGCUGCUUGAUAUUGAACAUCACCUCAAUAUCGCCUCAUCGAAUGUCUAUCGGUUGAAUCGAUAUUUUCGAAUAGUGAACACAGUCACAGAAAACACGGUGUCGAGGGAACAACGAUGUGCAUUUUAUUCAUCUACGUGAACAAUAACGGAGUACCAGUGCAGGGCGAAUACAAACUGAUAUUGGCCUCCAAUAGGGAUGAGUACUAUACGAGACCAGCUAAGGCAGCGGCUCCCUGGGACGAGAGUCCGUUUGUGAUUGGUGGACGUGAUAUGGAACCGGGUCGAGAAGGCGGAACCUGGUUGGCAAUCAGUGGACGCGAGGGCAUCGUAAAAAUAGGUGCAUUGUUGAACGUUACUGGUGAGAGUAAGCCGAAUGUUACUUUGGGGCGAGGACCAAUAGUAGCCAACUACUUGGUAGAGCCGUUGUCGAAUGAGGAAUAUUCAAAACAACUGCUAGCUAAUGAUAAUUACGGACCUUUCAAUUUGGUAUCAGUGCAAAUAGACACAAAGGGUGGCAACAACGGUGGAAACGUGUCGAUACUUCAUACCAGCAAUACACCUUGCAAGAUCGAUCAGUGUGAGCUGGAUAACCCGCUCGGGUUUGGAAACAGUACAUUAGACGUGCCACUGCAGAAGGUUAAACACGGACGCAAACAGUUUGGUGAUAUUGUGGAUAAACGACUGAAGUUGGAGUCAAAAGAGCAGCUAAUUAAUGAGCUAUUGGAACUUCUGAGCAGUGAUGAGAAACACCUCCCGGACCCAGAACUAUCCCGUCGUGUGCCCAAGUACUUCGAGAAACUAUCCAGCAUUAACGUGCGCUUUCCUGAGUCGGGCUACGGUAGCCGCACCCGAACCGUAAUCCUAAUCGACCACGAAAACCGAAUGGACUUUAUCGAGGAAACAAUGGUCACUGCCGAUCCGAACGGCGAAUGGAAACGAACCACCUGGGAGCGACAAUUUUAACCUUUGACGAUACCUCAACAACAAGGGCUUUCGGACCACUAGCACCACCAAUUUUCUCAUCUAGAUAACAUAGUAAAUGUGUAUUUACACUCGGUAUAAUCUUCAAUAAUUAGAUUCAAUAUAACUGCUCAAUUAUUACAUAGCAGAAAUAGAACUCAA